ACUCAUCGGAGAUGGCUUGGGGUUUUCUCACUUAUGAUGGGACUUACCCGCCCUCCGCGACUGUGUCUGGGUUUUUCUUUCGUGUUGUUUGUCAGGGUGACUAUACAGACUCAUAGUUUUUAGUCCGCAAUUUUGCGUCAUAUCAUUUUGCGCUGGAGAGAUAUUUAACGAUUUCGUCCGUCUCACCUCAUCAGAGACAAAUCAGCAUUGAAGACACCUGGCGACUUAUACGAACCAGGCAGCAUUAUUCGAAAAGGUGCAAUUGGAAGGCUAGCGGUUGAACAAAAGCUCAGAAUACCUAACAUCUUACAUCACUCAAAACAACACAGAGACAAAAAAGUGAGCGAAAGAGCGAAGAGAAAAUGCCACUCUUCCGCUCCUCAUCCGGCCUAGACGCCAUCCUCAACCGCCCAGAAGACGACGGAAUAGCAACGCAUCUCCUCUCCAGCCCCCUCUCGACAGUAGCGAGGUACCUCUACGACUUUUUCCCCGUUUCGCAUCCCGUGGCGUACCCACACGGCAGCGGCAGCGGCAGCGGCAGCGGCAGCGGCAACGACAAGAACCACGACGCCGUGACCGUGGUCUGCGUCUCGGACACGCACAACACCAAACCGCGCCUGCCGCCGGGGGACAUCCUCGUGCACGCGGGCGACCUCACGGCCUCGGGCACGAGGAGGGAGCUGCGGGCGGCGCUGGGGUGGAUUCGGGCGCAGCCUCACCGGUUCAAGGUCGUUGUCGCGGGGAAUCACGAUUUGUGUUUGGAUAAGGGGUAUGGCAAGGGGAUCAAGCUUGGUGGGCAGUCACAGGACGACGAGGGGAGCUCGAUAUCACGCAGAGAUGAUGAAGACGACGAUGACGAAGAAGACGACGACGGAUCACCUCUGGACUGGGGCGACAUCAUCUACCUGAACCGCACAGCAACGACCCUCACGAUACCCCCGCGCCGUCCCAAAGACGGGGAGAGGACGUACGCUGACCGCGAGAUUCGCGUGUACGGGAGCCCGUAUACGCCGCGGCACGGCAACUGGGCCUUUCAGUACCCGCGCUCCGGCGGCGCUGGCCCCUAUUGCUCUUCCUUGCGCAAGACAGAUAUCGACAACGACACCUCAGGCGACCCCUGGCGCGGCACGAUCCCGCCCGGGACGGACAUCCUCGUCACCCACGCGCCGCCAAAGGGCCACAUGGACGACCCGCGCGGCCACUGGGGGUGCGAGAUGCUCCUGGCCGAAGUCUGGCGGGCGCGGCCGCGUCUGCACGUCUUUGGGCACGUGCACUGCGGUCGCGGGCGGGAGGCGGUCGCGUUUGACGGGUUGCAGGCUGCGUAUGAGGAGGUUGUCUUGUUGGAGGCUGAGGCUUUUGCCGUGGUCGCUGGCGGUGGUGGUGGUCGUCGUCGUCGUGUAGGUAAUGUGGUGAAGGCUUGGGUCAAGGCCUUGGUUGCUCUGGGCUGGUGUUUCUUGGUCUGGGGAUGGGUGCUGUGGUGGCAAGGGGGGCGGAGGGGUACGGGGAGGACUGUGUUUGUGAAUGCUGCUUCUGUUGGGGGUGUUCGGGAUUGUCUGGUGCGGGAGGCUGUUGUCGUGAGGAUAUAGAAGUUGGGUGUAAGUGUGUGUGAAAAGUCGGAAUAAGCUUUGUUUUCUUCCUCGAAAACGGGCGAAGGCGGGAAGUUAUUUUACUACCUUAGUUUAGAGUUAACGUUGUCUAACACGCGACGAGGCUUAUCUUCUAGUAGUCUUGUCGCAUAUAGUCUGCAGCUGUAACGACGAUCAUGCAAACAAUUGCAUGUUCAAAAUGUGCAAAAUGGCAUGGCAUCGGGGCCAAGACUGGCAUGUUGUAAAACAUUGAGGCUUGGCCUUAUAGAGUGGAGCCAUCACAGCAACAGUACCAUCCAAAGUCCCCUUGAUCAUCAAGUGACGAACUCAAAUGCUCCUUAUAUAAUAUAAACCCAAAAAGAAUACUAAUAUCACUAUCGUGAGAUUGGG
Colletotrichum scovillei is the source of this 1976-nucleotide messenger RNA. Its product is annotated as metallophosphoesterase domain-containing protein. Gene Ontology annotation, molecular function: hydrolase activity. The coding region runs from base 363 to 1586 and encodes 407 amino acids. NCBI's taxonomy places the organism in Eukaryota, Fungi, Ascomycota, Sordariomycetes, Glomerellales, Glomerellaceae. The record is from RefSeq and is a predicted model, not a curated record. The transcript has a single exon.